Messenger RNA from Brettanomyces nanus, 2553 nucleotides. RefSeq lists its product as uncharacterized. The transcript is spliced from 3 exons. The record is from RefSeq and is a predicted model, not a curated record. Bases 1 to 2553 code for a protein of 850 amino acids. Lineage: Eukaryota; Fungi; Ascomycota; Pichiomycetes; Pichiales; Pichiaceae. Gene Ontology annotation, biological process: fungal-type cell wall biogenesis; transmembrane transport.
AUGCACGAUGGGCCUUAUUAUCAUAUCACUGACCCCCUUACGUUAUCGUCUAUCGUAUACCAUGAAACUCUUCCAUCUGGAUCAGCAGCAGAAAGCAGUACGGAUACAAGUGGAGACUCUGGUCUAGACACAAGUGGAGACUCCAAUACGGAUACAAGUGGUCGUCAGUUAUUUGCUACUUCUUUAGUGUCAUGUAUGGAUAAUUCGCAAAUUGUGCCUCUUUACUUCGAUGUGGUGUUUGACCCUAACAAAAAAUCUAUCAAAUACGAUAUUUCUAUCACUACCGGUGUCUCUGGUUACAUUUACGCCAAGGUCAACGUUUUUGCCUUUGGUAUCGAUAUCAUCGAAGAAGACAUCAACUUUUGCAAUAUUGGCUGGAAACAGUUCUGUCCUGUUUACCCUGGAUCAAUGGAGAUCGAGUCCAUUCAGUAUCUUGAUUCAAAGUAUGUUGACAUGAUUCCUGGAAUCGCAUUCACUUUCCCUGAUUUGGACGCUACGGUUAGAAUAAUAUUGAUGGACUCUGAUGGCAACGAUGUUGGCUGUCUUCAAGCAUCUUUCUCCAAUGGUAAAACCGUGUCUCAUGUAGCUGCAAAGUGGGCAACUGCUGUGGUUGCUGGCAUUGGUCUUUUGGUGUCCAGUGUUCUUUCCUUGUUUGGAAAUUCUGCCUCUGCUUCACGUUUGUCUGCCAUGUCUGUUGCCAUGUUCACAUAUUUUCAAAGCGUCGUUAUCAUUUCUAUGCUCAAGGUUCAAGAAAUUCCUCCUAUUGCAGGUGCAUGGUCUGAGAAUUUGGCUUGGUCCAUGGGUCUUAUCGAGGUUCCUUUCAUGCAAAAGAUCUUCCGUUGGUUUGUUCAAGCUUCUGGUGGCACACCAGAUCAGUAUUUGACAUCUUCUAGUACUUCUGUUCUUACCCAAAGGUCUUUGGAGGUCGGUUUCGAGUCUAUCAAAACAGGAAUUCUUGGAUUCUUAUUUCCUCACCUUUUCGGAACAUCUUCAUCUUCCUCUUCGAACGUCAACUUGUUCGGCCGCUCUGACUCAAGUGCAAAUGGUACAUUAAUCAAUCAAGAUGAUGUCCAAGGUAGCCAUUACUUGAAAAUUUUAAGAGGUAUUCCGAGGGUUGGCUACAAGGCGGGAAUUGAACCUUCUUCUAUUGUCUGUACUGGUUUCACCUUCUUCUUCGUCUUCUUGUAUUUGCUUAUUGCUGUUUUUUUCAUAUUCAGACUUAUAAGCGUGAAUACCACCAAGAAGAGAUGGUUCAACAGAACUGUAGACGACGGGUAUUCUUGGAAACCUUUGUUAAAGGGCACUUUGUGCCGAUACAUUUAUAUCGGCUUUCCUCAGUUGGUGGUCCUUUCACUCUUUGAGUUUACAUUCAUUGAUUCUCCUGCAGUUGUCGUUAUUGCCGCGCUUCUUAUUAUUUUGGCAAUUGGUUCCAUGUCAUGGAGCUGUUACCGUGUGAUUAAAUGGGGUAACCUCUCCAUGAAACAACAUAAUAAUGCUGCUGCCAUCUUGUACGGCAAUUCGGACGUUUUGACCAGAUAUGGAUUUCUGUACACGAUGCUUGAUGCUUCAAGAUAUUGGUUCUGUGCUGUGAUUCUUCUCUACGGGUUUGUCAAGUAUCUUUUCGUGGCAUUGGUACAGGCAUCCGGAAAGACCCAAGCAAUGGCAUGCUUUAUCAUUGAUUUAGGCUACACUAUAUUCAUGGGAAUUACGAUGCCAUACCUUGAUAAACCGACUAACAUUAUGAGUAUUGUGACUAACGUGGUUGUGACAGUCAACUCAUUUCUUUUCACAUUCUUCUCAGGAUUGUACAAUGCACCACCGGCAGUUGCUUCCAUUAUGGGUCUUGUGUUUUUCAUCUUGAAUGCCGCUUUCAGUCUCUUGUUGUUACUUUACAUUCUAUUCUUUGCCGGAUUGGUGAUAUUUUCGAAGAACCCAGAUUCUAAAUUCUCUCCUGCUAAAGAUGAUAGAGCAUCUUUCAGAAAGAAGCACGAGUCAUUAUACAAUGGACCUGAUGGAGCACAGGAGUUAAUGGAUCUAGGGCAGGUGGCAAGAGGCCACGAUACCAACUGGGCCUCUGAAAUGUACAAGUUGAAGAAUAUAGUGGAUUCAUCGAAUUCAGGUUCCGAAAUCAAGGAUGAAAGUAACGAAAUGGCAGUUGAUGAUGAGGAUGGAAAUACGGCCACAAUAGGCCAAAAAAUUAAAGAUACCCUCACUCGUGGCAAGUCGCUACUUUCACGUAAAGGUACGUUGAAAAAGAAGAAUAACGCAGGAUUGGCUGUUGGUACCGCUGGUGCUGGAAGGGCGGUCAUGGACUCUAACAGUAAUAAGUCAAUCGGACAUGAUACCGUUGGUGAACUGGAACCGCCACGUCGUUUUAAAAGAUCGGGAUCAGGUCAUGUAUCGAUUCCUGGAAGCCAAAGUGAUCUGGAAACACAUCAUCAUAUGAUUAGUAUUGAUGGCAGCGCCUCUGUGGAUACAAGUUUGUAUGCAAACGAGGCCACACAGCCGGCAAACAUCUAUAAAAAUGAUGGUCCAAGUUAUAACUAUCUGUGA